AUGAAGUUCCCUACUACCGGCCAGCUCCAACAAGUCCAUCUAGGGAUCGGCUCUAAGAGGUAUGAGCCUGUGGCUUCGUAUCAAGGAAACAAAACAUUGUACACCCAUGAACAUGAAAUCCUGCAGUCCAGUAUACUGGGCCUCUGCCCCGAACAUCUGUGGUAUCAUGGGUCCAACGCGGCUUUAUGUCCCCGUCCCAUCCUAAUCACAAACGAGCAUCAACGACAGCUCGAACAACUGCACAACGCUUUAACCACCGCCAUCGUGGAUAUUGUAAAACGAUGGUGGACGGACCUGGAUGCUCGCUUCCCAGAGCGCAUGCCUCUAAUGAAAAAUGAAGAAGACCUCCUGCGGUGGCUGGAGAGUCAGAAUUCACACAACGGGGUUCCUUACGAGGCUAGGUUGGGCUCUUGGAGACCGGACUUUCUGGUCGGGAGCUACAGCGAUGGACCUUCAACGGAAACCUACCGUCUCACAGAAAUUAAUGCACGGUUUUCUUUCAACGGGUUUAUGCACCUGGCAUACGGACAAGAAGGGCUGAGCGAUCUCGGUGCAGGAAGAAAUGGUCUCAUCCAUGCUACUGAUUCUUCAAAGAUCUUGAACGGCCUGCUCAGUCUUUUCAAUCCAAGCCGCCCAUUGCACCUGCUUAAGGGCGAAGAGCCGGGGAUAGAUAUCCACAUGUUUAUCGACUUCGUGCACCGCCACAUUGGAAUCAGGCCACGGCUGAUCACACCAGCAGAUCUUAGGUUAAUUCCUGAUCCCAAAAGCCCAGAUAGGGGUAGGCUAUGUUGCUUGGUAAGAGACCAAGGCCAUACUAGGCUUAUUAAUGAGUCUCCUCUCCUUCUCACCAGUAAUGGUGAGGUUGUGGAAGAGAUACAUCAGGUUGGUCUAGAGCUUCACCAGCACGAAUUAUUCGGUCUCUCACCUGAGAUACUGCAUGAAGUUAGCCUACGCUGCUUUAAUGACAUGCGUACUAUUCUCCUUGUUCAUGAUAAACGAAUGCUUGGUAUUAUCAAGCAAGAGAUUCCGUCUCUGGUAGCACGGGAGGUAUUAACACCGGCCCAGGGAGAAGCCCUUGAUGCAGGCAUCGCAGAUUCUUUUAUCCCUGGAAGCCCAGAACUGAAUGAACUCAUUCAGACUUCGGCAAAAUCCCCGGAUUUAAGAAAGGAAUACUUGCUCAAGCCGAUUCGCGGAGGUAAGGGGGCGGGGAUUCUAUUUGGAGAUGAAGUCGGAGCCGACGAGUGGCUAUCGACUCUUGAGCGUCUCCGCAACCCUCACUUUGUUUCAGGAAACACUAUGUAUGUCGUGCAGCGUCGCAUCUGGCCGCGACUGUAUGAAGUCAUCCUCAAGUCAUCGGGUGACAGAGGUCAUUAUCCACUUAUCGGGACCUAUCACACAACAAAUGGCCAGCUUCUAGGGCUGGGAACGUGGAGAAGUAGUCCUGACAGGAUCUGUGCUGUCAGUCAUGGAGGCGCGUGGAUUUGCUCAGUAUUGGAUGAGUACUCAGAGAGCUAA
Molecule: messenger RNA, 1515 nt
Organism: Aspergillus nomiae NRRL 13137
Lineage: Eukaryota; Fungi; Ascomycota; Eurotiomycetes; Eurotiales; Aspergillaceae
Exons: 3
Coding region: 1-1515 (504 amino acids)
Source: RefSeq, a predicted model, not a curated record